Messenger RNA from Spodoptera exigua (beet armyworm), 1888 nucleotides. NCBI's taxonomy places the organism in Eukaryota, Metazoa, Arthropoda, Insecta, Lepidoptera, Noctuidae. The record is from the annotation of a GenBank genome assembly.
UUAAGGCCGGCCGCAGACAUACGGUUUCCGUAUUAGGUUUCCGAAUUCGUUUUCCGUAUGCGGGCAUCCGAAUGCAUAGAUUCAAUAUAAAAUACAUUAACUGACGCACACGUUCGUUUUUUUUCCGUACGGAACAAAAUCCGAACGUGUAUUCCGAAUGCAAGCCGGCGCGUUCGGAGAAACGUACGGGAAAAAACCUAAUGACGUCAUGCGGAACGCAGCGCUUGCAUACAUUUUGUUUGUGCCGGCGCACACGUUCGGAAAUUUCUAUUCAGUUUUGCGCCCGCGGCGCGCGCAUCGGACGUAUUCUUUGUAUUUGUUACGCAUAGAAUCGCAACACGAUAAUGUGUGAGGCAGAAACAUUAAUAUUGGCUGUUGAAAAAUACCCCUGCCUGUGGAAUAUUCAUGACAAUGACUAUCACAACAAAGAUGUCAAAGAUUUGGCCUGGGAGAAUGUAUUUAAAGAGGUUAUAAAGGAUUGGGACACGUGCACUAAAGUGGACAAAGAAAACAAAGGUGCUGAGGCAAAGAAAAAAUGGACACACAUAAGAGACUACUUUCGAAGAGACUUUCAAAAAAAUAAAAGCGCUCCUACAGGCAGUGCCGCUAAAAAGGUUAAAAAAUAUGUUUAUGCAGACCUGUUGUAUUUUCUUAUACCGGUAUUCGAUAAAAGAAAUACCGAAGGAAACUAUCAAUUCGAUGAUUUACACAAUAAUAGUUCACAAGAAUCUGAAACGCAAGAACACAGCGUGGAACAAAUAGAUCACCAUACAAAUAUAUUACAACCUCCAUCACCUGUAUCAACUCCACCUGCAAGUAGUUUAAAACGAAACAAAAAAGAUAUCCCCUCCCAAAUACUCAGUAUCCUACAUCAAAAUCAACAGAAAGCCAAUCAGAAACAACAAGAAGUAGAAGACGACGACAUGAAAUUUUUAUUGAGCUUUAGAACACAUAUGAAACAUAUGAAUGAAAAUCAAAAAAUUGAUUUUAAAUUGGGAAUGUUGCAGUUGGUAAAAAAAAUCAAUACUGAGUACAAUUCAUCUCCAUCUUCUUCACUGAGUUAUGAUAACUUCAGUCACCGUUCAGAAACGCCGGCAUCAAGCCGUGAUUAUUCCCCCUCUUUUUCAUAUAUUCCUGUACCAGAAACUCCAUUGCCCACCUUUAUUAGUACAUCUUCUUCGCAAAAUAAAAUCACUAAUUAUCAAUCUGCCCCAAACAAUUCCAGAGUGGUUAUUAACUCUAUUAGACAUCUGCCACCGCUUCAACCACCACGUCAUCACUACACAUCACCUAAUCUUGAUGAUGCCGAAGAUACCGAAGCUGCAAGUUUUUUAGUUGUACAAUCUCAAGGACAAGAACAGGAAGAUAAUAUUGGCAAAUACCUAAAGUUUAACUAAGAUAGUUGAUUUGUUAUUUUUGUAAAUAUAGAUGUAAAAAUAAAGAGAACUUACCUCAAGGUUACGGUUAGUUUUUCUUCUGUAUCCAAGGAUAAUCUCAUGGAGGUAUUUUGCUUUAUUAAUUUAUCACGUAUGCCAUUAUGAAGUUCAUCAAAAGAAUUUAUUGACAUCCUGUAGAAAUCAAAGAAUUUAUCUGGGUGUGCUCGUAACUUAGUUCUCUUCAGAUAAAACGAACUCUCGUAGAUUCUCCGAGUAUUCAAUGGAUGUACCCAAUACCGACGUUUCUUUUUCUUCUUUAUUGUCAACAGAAAUGCAAUUGCUAAUAAAUCGUCGUCCUCCAUCGUCGUGCGUUCACUACGCUAUCACUAUCUAUACUGACGUGUAUACAUUCCGAAUGAAGAAAAACGAACGUUUGCGCUAGUCUCACGGAAUUCCAAAUCGAAAUUCCGCAUUAGGAAAUCGAAUACGUAAAACGUGUGUAUGCGGCCAGC